AUGAGUGCGAGCGUUUCGUUUAAGAGAAACAAAGUUCCCCAACUGGCACACUUGCCCAAAGAGCACACUACUGUCAAAAUAUUCCGUGAGCAAUCAUUUGAGCACAAGAAGCCUGUCGUCUUUGGAAAAGAGCAUGGUUCUCCGACGCCUCUUCUGCCCGCUUUGAAUAAAUGGUUCUCCCAAGACCUUAAGGACGCCUCGGCAACACUCUCAGAAUAUUUUUGCCAGUUUCGCGAUGCCAUUGUUCCAUACGAAAUAUACGCUUCAACUCCUGCGCAGAAAGAGAGCUUAGUGUUAUUUCAAGACUACCUCGAGAAAGAACAAACGCAAGGCAAGACAAUUACAAGAAGUUGGGACUCAUGCUUUGCAAGUUCUACAAAUGGUCAGGACUUUUUCCAGCUUCACGCUCCUCUUCACCUCGUCACUGAGGUAUUGAAGUUUAAUGAUAUUGUCCGGAAGAAAGAGCUGCAAGGGAUAUCCCUAUAUAUUGCACAGUGUUCGAUCGCCGAUCUACCUCAAGCUUUGCAGGAAGACAUUCCCACUCCAGAAAUAGUCUUGCAUGCUGGAAAGGGGGAUAUAUAUGGCUCCAGCAUUUGGUUGGGCAUAACACCGACCUAUACACCUUUGCAUCGGGAUCCAAACCCUAAUAUGUUUUGCCAGCUGUCCGGCACCAAAGUCAUCAGACUCAUGCCACCAAGAGCAGGAGACUGGUUGUUCAGACAGGUCCAGGCCGAACUACAGAGAUCAGGCAAUAGCCGUAUAAGGACGGAUGAGAUGAUGCAGGGCGAGGAACGAGAUAAGCUCCAUCAGGCCGUUUGGGAAGCCGACCCUGAUAAACCCGUGCCACCGGGGACAUACGAGGUCGUGCUUAAUCCUGGAGAUGCUAUGUUCAUUCCUACCCAUUAUUGGCAUUCUGUCAAGAGUGUCGGGGAGAGUGGGGAUUUGAAUGCCUCGGUCAACUGGUGGUUUCGAUGA
Fusarium poae is the source of this 975-nucleotide messenger RNA. RefSeq lists its product as uncharacterized. The coding region runs from base 1 to 975 and encodes 324 amino acids. The record is from RefSeq and is a predicted model, not a curated record. NCBI's taxonomy places the organism in Eukaryota, Fungi, Ascomycota, Sordariomycetes, Hypocreales, Nectriaceae. The transcript has a single exon. Gene Ontology annotation, molecular function: 2-oxoglutarate-dependent dioxygenase activity.